AUGGCCUUGCCACUGCAGUACCACAGGACAACGGCCUUGUUGGCUGUGGCCUUCCUUUUUCUGCCAUGCAUCACUUCCUCCCUUAACCUGGAAGAUCCAAAUGUCUGCAGCCACUGGGAGAGAUAUUCAGUGACAGUGCAAGAGUCCUACGCCCAUCCUUUUGAUCAGAUUUAUUACACCAGCUGCACAGACAUCCUUAACUGGUUCAAGUGCACAAGACACAGGGUAAGCUACCGGACUGCGUACCGCAGUGGAGAGAAGACUAUGUACCGUAGGAAAUCCCAGUGCUGCCCAGGCUUCUUUGAAAACGGCGAAAUAUGCGUCCCUCAUUGCACAGAGACCUGUGUUCACGGCCGUUGUAUGGCCCCCAACACCUGCCAGUGUGAGCCUGGAUGGGGGGGUUCCAAUUGCUCUAGUGCCUGUGAUAAUGGCCACUGGGGUCCCCACUGCAGUAACAGAUGUCAAUGCCAAAACAAAGCUCUGUGUAACCCCAUCACUGGAGCCUGCAUCUGCACUCCGGGAUUCAGAGGUUGGCGAUGUGAGGAUGUGUGUGAGGUGGGCACCUACGGCAAUGGAUGCCAGCAGAAAUGUCAGUGCCAAAAUGGGGCUUCUUGUCACCACAUGACUGGAGAAUGCAAGUGCUCACCGGGAUACACUGGAGCUUUUUGUGAGGAUGCGUGCCCUCCAGGUAAACAUGGACCGCAGUGUGAAGAGAGGUGUCCCUGCCAGAAUGGCGGCAUAUGUCACCAUGUGUCUGGAGAGUGCUCUUGUCCAGCAGGAUGGAUGGGUACAGUAUGUGGACAGCCGUGCCCAGAGGGAAGAUUUGGCCCAAACUGUUCCCAAGAAUGCCAAUGUCACAACAAUGCCUUAUGUAGUUCAUCCACUGGACAGUGUCUCUGCAGCCCUGGAUACACGGGCGAACGGUGUCAGGAUGAAUGUCCAUUUGGUACUUAUGGCGCUGGCUGUACAAAGAAAUGUCGCUGUCAGAACAACAGCAAAUGCUACCACAGCUACGGAAACUGCUUGUGUGAGCCAGGCUUCACGGGCGAGACCUGUGAUAUCCGACUCUGUCCCAAAGGAAACUACGGCCUACUCUGUGACAGGAAGUGUCCAUGCUAUGCCCGGAAUACACAAAGCUGUCAUCCAAUGUCAGGCGAGUGUACAUGUCUGCCUGGUUGGUCUGGCCUCUACUGCAAUGAGACUUGUAGCCCAGGGUUCUAUGGCGAAUCCUGCCAACAGGUGUGCCAAUGCCAGAAUGGCGCGGACUGCCACAGUGUAACAGGAAAAUGUGUCUGUGCUCCAGGCUUCACGGAUUUAGACUGUUCAGUCCAAUGUCCAGCAGGAUCUCAUGGUGUGAAUUGCUCCUCCACCUGUAACUGCAAGAACAAAGCUGAGUGUUCACCCGUGGAUGGGUCCUGCUUCUGUAAACCAGGGUGGCAUGGAGUGGACUGUUCCAUCAACUGCCCCAGUGGUACGUGGGGUCUUGGCUGUAACAUGACCUGUCUGUGUGGGAAUGGAGGUGCUUGUGAUGCCGUGACUGGUCACUGUACUUGUGCUGCCGGCUGGAGAGGAAACAAAUGUGAACUGCAAUGCCAGGAUGGCACUUAUGGUCAUGACUGUAAAGAACGCUGUGACUGUAGUCAUGCUGAUGGAUGUGAUCACGCUACAGGGCACUGCCGCUGCCUGCCUGGAUGGACAGGUAUCCACUGUGACAGUGUAUGUGCAGAAGGACGCUGGGGCCCAAACUGCUCCCUAGCUUGUAACUGCAAGAACGGAGCAUCCUGCUCUCCUGAUGAAGGAACAUGUGAGUGUGCACCAGGAUACAGAGGCAGCACCUGUCAGAGGAUAUGCUCUCCAGGUUACUUUGGUCACCGUUGUAGUCAGACAUGUCCCCAGUGUGUCCACAGUAAUGGUCCAUGCCACCAUGUUAGUGGACAUUGUGACUGCCUACCGGGCUUUAAAGGGGGCCUUUGCAAUGAGGUGUGUCCCAGUGGUUACUACGGGAAGAGAUGUGCCUCAAGAUGUACGUGCACCAACAACGGCACUUGUAACCCUAUCGAUGGCUCCUGUCAGUGUUUUCCAGGAUGGAUCGGAAGUGAUUGCUCUCAACCAUGUCCUCCGGCUCAAUGGGGACCCAACUGCAUCCAUACAUGUAAUUGUCACAAUGGAGCUUACUGCAGUGCCUAUGAUGGGGAAUGCAAGUGCAGCCUAGGAUGGACUGGCCUUUACUGCACACAACGUUGUCCUUUAGGAUUUUAUGGGAAAGAUUGCGCCCAGAAAUGCCAGUGCCGGAACGGAGCAGACUGUGAUCACAUCUCUGGACAAUGCACUUGCCGGACUGGCUUCAUGGGGCAGCACUGUGAACAAAAGUGCCCACCCGGCUCAUACGGCUACGGCUGCCGGCAGGUUUGUGACUGUCUAAAUAACUCCACCUGUGAUCACAUCACUGGCACGUGCUACUGCAACAAUGGCUGGAAGGGAGCCCGCUGUGACCAAGCGGGUGUUAUCGUCGACAGCCUCAACACUUUCUCCAGCACUGCGGUGCAUGUGGACACCUACCAAAUCGGAGCAAUUGCAGGAAUUAUUGUGCUGGUCCUGCUUGUGCUCUUCCUCCUCCUUCUUUUCAUCAUCUACAGGAAGAAACAGAAAGGAAAAGAACCUCCAAUGCCAGCAGUGACUUACACUCCUGCCAUGAGGGUGACCACUGACUACACCAUCACAGAUGCUCAUCUACCACGUGAUGUUCACCCCAGUAACUACUUCUCCAACCCCAGCUACCACACUCUAACUCAGUGCACCACCCCACAACAUAAUUCUCCAUAUGGAAAAGCUAAGAACAACUUGUUUGUGAACUUGAAGAAUGUGGACGAAAGGAAAAGAUAUCCUCUUUCUGAUGCUACUGGCACAUUACCUGCAGGAUGGAAACAUCGGGACUGCUUUAAUGAACUUGCCUACGGAGUAGACAGAAGAUGCAUGGGGAAAUCUUUGCGAGAUCUGGUAAAAGGCAUUCCGUAUCAUGGAAGUUCCAGCUCACUGAACAGUUCUGAAAAUCCAUAUGCCACCAUCAAGGACCCCCCAUUACUGACAACGAAAAACACUGAAUGCGGCUACGUAGAAAUGAAGUCACCUGCCAGAAGGGAUUCACCUUAUGCUGAAAUUGCGAACGGCAGCAAUCUAACCAAUAACAGGAAUGUCUAUGAAAUUGAGCCCACUGUAAGCACUGUUCAUGGCACUGGACAAGGUAAUGACUGUAUGCAGCCAGGCCAGGACCCAUAUGAUCUACCAAAAAACAGCCAUAUCCCCUGUCACUAUGAUGUGCUCCCAGCCCGAGAAAGUCCAACGUCAGAACACCAGGAGCUGGACAGUGACUGA
This is a messenger RNA of Nerophis lumbriciformis (worm pipefish), 3372 nucleotides long. NCBI's taxonomy places the organism in Eukaryota, Metazoa, Chordata, Actinopteri, Syngnathiformes, Syngnathidae. The record is from RefSeq and is a predicted model, not a curated record.